AUGGAAGUUCCUCCUAAACCAACUAUCGAAAACCUACGACACGUCGUAAACACCUUUCCCAUUAUAGACAACCAUGCACACAACAUCAUCCAGCCGGCCUUGUUAGACACGAUACCCGUGGAAUCGGUAACUACCGAAGCGCAGGGAGGCGCGUUGAGAGAUACUUUCAAGUCGCUUCCUCACCUAAGAGCGGCACGACAACUACGUCAACUCUACGAGUGUCCUGACGAUGCUAACUGGGAAGAGCUGCUUGCCCAGCGCGAGGAAUGGCUAAGGUCGGAUCCAGAAAGACUGAACCAGCACUGCUUCCAAGGAGUACAUGCUCUGCUGAUCGACGAUGGCCUCUCCAGUUCCGAAAAGGUACUACCGUAUCACUGGCAUAACCGGUAUACAAAGGCACCAAGUAAGCGCAUCGUACGAAUCGAAACGGUAGCCGAACGACUCAUGGAGAGUAUCCUGCACGGUGUCACUGAUGAUGAUCUCGAUAUCGCUACUUUCUUCACUGAUACAUGGGUCGCUUUGACCGAAGAAUUUGAAAGAGAGAUCCAAGAAGCGAUCCAGGACCCUGAAGUUGCCGGCUUCAAGACUGUUAUCUGCUAUCGGACCGGAUUAGAUAUCGAGCCGGACUAUGAACGAGCUGCGCGAGACGUUGGGCUUCCAUUUGAACGCUACGUGGAACGGUGUGUCCGGAGGAAGAAAUAUCGAAUCGAAAGAAAAGCACUUAAUGACUAUCUGGUAUUGCGAGCACUGGAGAUCCUCUCAGAAGAGACUGUGCAUCCGGAAGCUAUGUCCAAGCCUUUGCAACUGCAUACCGGUCUCGGAGAUAAGGAUAUCGACCUUUUGAAGUCAAAUCCAGCAUAUCUGCAACCUGUCGUCGAAGGCUACCCGAACGUUCCAUUUGUGCUGCUUCACUCGGCUUAUCCGUACACACGAGAAGCCGGCUAUCUAGCUACGGUGUAUAAAAAUGUCUAUCUAGAUAUUGGGGAAGUGUUUCCUAUGGUGAGUCGAGAUGGUCAGAAUGCCAUAUUACGACAAGCGCUAGAGAUCACGCCUGGAAGCAAAUUGCUCUACUCGAGUGACGGCCACUUUCUACCAGAAACUUACUGGUUGGCAAACUUGCAAUUUCGUGAGGCGUGGUUAAAUCUUCUUGAGGAGUACGUGGAGAAAGAAGAUGUUACGCCCCACCAAGCCAUUGCUAUGACGAAGGACAUUUUAUUCAAUAACUCCAAUGUCCUCUACAAUCUGCGAUACGAAGCAGUUUUCGAUGAUCUCGUUGUACCACCCAAGGCCCUCACUUACAAUCCUGAGUCGGCCGCAGGAGCAUCGAUCUCACCAACUGCUGCUGCUGCACCACUGCCCUAUCCGGAAAACAUCACAGAUAUACGAAGCCAUGCGCCUACAGUUGUACCUUCAUCGUUCCUACCUCGAACACCAUCGGAAGGAUACCAGCCGCCACCAUUCCCUCCACCACCGAAGGAGCCACAAGUGUACGACGUCCAGCUAUACGAUACCUUCAUGCAACAGAACCCUGAAGUCAAGUUUGUCUACGUCCAGUGGCUCGACUACAUGGCCACUGUCCGAGCACGCAUGGUUCCAAUCAAGGAGUUCGACCGCAUGAUGCGCUCUGGGAGCAGGAUUGGCAUCUCUCAGGGCAAUACAGGAACGCUCCAAAAUGAUGGCCCGACGCCUGUCAUGAACCCAGUCGGACAAAUCUACGUGGAACCAGAUUUGCGUUCCCUCCGGCGGACCCAUAAUCGGGAUCCACUUCCCUCUGCAACAGUCUUGUCUUUCUGGCGCGAUGAGAGAGGCAAUCUUCUUCGCGAAUGUCCGCGAACGAUGAUGGACGUAUUCAUCAACGAGCUGCAAUACCAUCAUGGAAUUAAGCUUUUAUGCGGUUUUGAGAUCGAAGUGACGUUCUUGCGGCAUAGCGAUACGCCCCAUAACCCUUUCAAAUCAGCUUCAGAUAGUCCUCAGAUUGAAGCCUUUACACCACUGACGAAAACGCACGCAUGGGGAACCUUAACACCCGAACAGUGGCUUCAAACUCCUUUGCUCGCGGAGAUAGCUACAUCUCUAUCUGACAUCGGAAUUGAAGUCCAACAGUUCCACUCCGAGUCAGGCCAAGGCCAGUACGAGUUCGUUUUAGCUCCCCAACCGCUCCUGACUGCUGUCGACUCCCUCAUCCAAGCCCGACAGGUUGUCGCGCAGAUAGCAGCCUUGCAUGGCGCUAGGGCUACGCUGCAUCCCAAACCUUUUCCAGGCAUCGGGACCGCAGCGCACGCACAUAUUUCCUUGGAUCCUCCGGACAGAGAUCUCCAAUUCUUCAUUGGCGGCGUACUUAAUCAUUUACCUGCAAUCUGCGCGUUCACGAUGCCUGAGGAUGUCAGCUACGACCGCGUAGCCGAUGAUUCUUGGACUGGUGGUACAUGGGUUGCAUGGGGGACACAAAACCGCGAAGUGCCACUCCGACGAGUCAACGGUGGUCGCUGGGAGAUACGGUGCCUGGAUGGCUUUGCGAAUAUGUAUUUUGCUGUCUCCGCCAUCCUCGCAGCUGGUAUACUCGGCCUGAAAAGCAGCGUGGUCGAUUUUGCGCAGAGAGAUGUGCCGUACAACCCAUCGCAAUUGGAUGAAGCUGGAAGGGCGGAAUUUGGGAUCACGCAGAAGCUGCCGGCUAAUUUUGGAGAGGCGAUACGCGCGCUUGAGACAGAUGGAGAGUUGAAGGAGGCGCUCGCGCAAGGGUUCGUGAGUGACUACUUGACAAUGAAAGAGAGUGAGCAGAAGAUGCUUUCGGAGAUGACGGAUCAAGAGCGUAGGGUGUGGCUUAUCGAGAGGUACUGA
Molecule: messenger RNA, 2838 nt
Organism: Didymosphaeria variabile
Lineage: Eukaryota; Fungi; Ascomycota; Dothideomycetes; Pleosporales; Didymosphaeriaceae
Exons: 3
Coding region: 1-2838 (945 amino acids)
Molecular function (GO): hydrolase activity; glutamine synthetase activity
Source: RefSeq, a predicted model, not a curated record